This is a messenger RNA of Triplophysa dalaica, 729 nucleotides long. RefSeq names its product histone H2B-like. The record is from RefSeq and is a predicted model, not a curated record. Lineage: Eukaryota; Metazoa; Chordata; Actinopteri; Cypriniformes; Nemacheilidae. Gene Ontology annotation, cellular component: nucleosome. Gene Ontology annotation, molecular function: DNA binding; protein heterodimerization activity; structural constituent of chromatin. Bases 223 to 597 code for a protein of 124 amino acids. The transcript has a single exon.
UUCAAAUUUCAAACACUGGGCGGGAAACACUUUCAUUGGCUCUCUAUCCAGCCCGUCAAACUAUGAGCUGACCAAUAGACACAUUUUAUGGGUUCGGCCGACGAAGACACGCAAUCAGACAACAGGCUCCGUUACGCUAAACAUUUGCAUGUGAGAGUGAAUAAAUACCACAGCGACGAGACUCUUCAACAUUCAGCAUUUACUCAUCUGUGAAGAAGCAUCAUGCCUGAACCAGCCAAACCCGCGCCCAAGAAGGGCUCUAAGAAGGCCGCAACCAAGACCGCCGUUAAGGGAGGAAAGAAGCGCAGAAAGUCCAGGAAGGAGAGUUACGCCAUCUACGUGUACAAAGUGCUCAAGCAGGUCCACCCCGACACCGGCAUCUCUUCCAAGGCGAUGGGCAUCAUGAACUCUUUCGUCAACGACAUCUUCGAGCGCAUCGCCGGUGAGUCGUCUCGUCUCGCGCACUACAACAAGCGCUCCACCAUCACGUCGAGAGAGAUCCAGACCGCCGUGCGUCUGCUGCUGCCCGGUGAACUCGCCAAACACGCCGUGUCCGAGGGCACCAAAGCCGUCACCAAGUACACCAGCUCCAAGUAAAGCGCCGCUUUCAUCCGCCGCACACAAAGGCUCUUUUAAGAGCCACACACUUAUUCCUUUAAAAGAGAUUCUCAUGUUUGUAAAGUUGUGGUUGUAGUUUUUCAUUGUAAUUAUUUAAAUUGCGACUCGACA